AAUCUCCGACCAUUUAAGGGCCUAAAACGUUGCGAAAAGUCACGCUAUGUGCCUACGUCUGUAUAGACUUAACUCAAAGUCUAAGAGGUCUCCGGGCCUUUGAGAUUUCUGGGACAGCUUCAACUGUUCUCGUAUUAAUCCAUUUAGUGUUUACUUGCCGUGUAUUAACCGCUUAGCGUUUGUGUGGUCUAGAGACCGAGCUGCCACUUGUACUUAUGUCUAUCUGUUUGUGAGUGUCCAAUUAUUGUAUCUAGUAUUUAUUACACCCAAAUGUCUAAUCUCAGUGGGAGAGCAUUAAGCGUAAUCUGUAUUCAGUGCUCAAUCGCAGCUCAAAUGUCGGCGUAGUGAUUAAAUUAGUGAUAAACCAUACCGAAUUUCAUCCCUGCGGAAAUCCCCUUGAUUUAGUCGUCUGCCAGCCCCUUCCGCGUGAACAAUGGCUUGCCGUGUUGCCUUUCUAGCGGCGCUACUGGCGCUAAUCUGCGCCAGCCAUGUGGCUGCGGCACUGAGCAUAACAGUGCCGGGCACCAAAUGGUGUGGACCGGGAAACAUAGCCACCAACUACGACGACCUGGGCACCGAGCGAGAAACGGACAUGUGCUGUCGGGCGCACGACAACUGUGAGCAGAAGAUUUCGCCGCUGGAGGAGGUCCACGGCCUGAGGAACACCGGAAUAUUUCCAAUAUUCUCCUGCGCCUGCGAGUCCGCCUUCCGGAGCUGCCUCUCCGCCCUGCGCAACGGGCACUCCCUGGCCCUCGGCAAGAUCUACUUCAGCACCAAGGUGAUGUGCUUCGACUAUGGCCACCCCAUCGUCUCCUGCCGCGAGAAGCAGGCGGAUCUGUUCGAGACGCGAUGUCUGAGCUACCGAGUGGACGAGGGUCAGCCGCAGCGCUGGCAGUUCUACGACUUGGCUUUCUACACACACGUCAGCGGCAGCGAGGAGGACUCCCGGGAUUGAACUUCGACAUCCGCCGGCGAUAAGCCCUCGUCUGUUUACAAUGCUGAUUUUGAAACGAUUAAAUUAAAUUGAAUUGAUUAAAAUUUUGAAGGUAGUCUAAUCACUUUGUAAAAUAAACCAAUUAACAUUGACUAAAAUGAAAAA
This is a messenger RNA of Drosophila elegans, 1099 nucleotides long. RefSeq names its product phospholipase A2. The record is from RefSeq and is a predicted model, not a curated record. Lineage: Eukaryota; Metazoa; Arthropoda; Insecta; Diptera; Drosophilidae. Gene Ontology annotation, biological process: phospholipid metabolic process; arachidonate secretion. The transcript is spliced from 2 exons. Bases 434 to 955 code for a protein of 173 amino acids.